AUGGCUUGCAAUCACGCCAGUGCUGCGGUUGACACUCGCGACGACGAGAACACUCCCCUUGCUGUGGUUGCUACGCAGGGCUCGGGAAACAUCAAUACCGUUGAUACGACUCACUUCAAUACCAAUGACAUCUUUCGCUUCACCAACCUUCCGGUUGAGCUUCAGAACAAGAUCAUCGGAUAUGCUAUGAUGGCAACAGACAAUGAGAUCAGAUUUCCGUGCCUUACCAAUCUCAGCUAUAGACCCAAUAUCACUGUCGGUCUAUUGCUUGUCAAUCACCGCAUUUACCACGAAGCACAUUAUCAAGUCCGCAAGCAGAACACCUUUAUCUUUAGCAAUUUCGGCUCUGACAUAAAAUCAAUGGCAUCGAGCAUUGGGCCUUUCAAAUGUCGCUCUGGAAAUUGCGGACACGGUGCUCUCCAUUCAGUGCUUGCGAAGGUCACAUUCGACUUGGGAGAUGAGCAGUUGCCUAGUUAUGCAAAUGACACAGUCCACGCCUUUGGAUGCGCCCUUCGAUAUCUCCGUUCUAAUAUCACUAUUAGCUCUCUGCACAUCCGCCUUGCCUAUCAUACAUUUAACGACAGCACCGGGCUUACUUGGUUUGCUACCGCUUUGAGUAAGAUCAAAGUCCAAGACAAACUCACUAUUAUUGGCGACGAGACGUAUCUAGACAUGAGCUUCGGAGACCUCCCCAGCAAUCUUGGCAUGGAUGUAUCACCAGUGUACACGCAUUUGCAGGCUUACAAUCCAAACAUCCAAUAUUCGCCUGGGUGGUUCCUCCAUCAGUACGUGCCAAAAAGGCGCGUCGGCACGAACGCUGAUACUCAGCCUACACAUGUCGUCGUCGAUUCGAAAUACCUCUCGGAGAUAGCAAAGGCAUUCGAUGCGCAACAUGAUGGAUAG
Letharia columbiana is the source of this 903-nucleotide messenger RNA. RefSeq lists its product as uncharacterized. The coding region runs from base 1 to 903 and encodes 300 amino acids. The transcript is spliced from 3 exons. The record is from RefSeq and is a predicted model, not a curated record. Lineage: Eukaryota; Fungi; Ascomycota; Lecanoromycetes; Lecanorales; Parmeliaceae.